AAACACUACGUCCAUCAAAGCCAUCUAUCGGCCGCCCCCUGCGGCAUCCAUCCCAUGGCUCCGAAUACCGGCCAGGCGUCCACUCGGCGCCAGCCCCUGCCACCACCCCCACCACCCCUACCACCUCCUGCUGCAGACGACGACGACGACGACAGCCUCGACUUCUCAGUAUUCCUCGACGCGCCGCCAGCCGUGCCAGCGGCGCCGGCGGCGCGGCCGACGCCGAUAACGACGCCGGCACCGGCCCCUUUCCCGCCCUCCUUCCGUUCCCCCUUCCCUCCUACCCCGCAGCAGGCGCCCGCGUCCCUCACGCGAGCCCCCGCUGCGGCGGCGCCCGCGCCUGCGCCCCAGCACCCGCGGGCCUUUGUCCCCGCGCCUCUGCCGACGCCGCCGCCGCAGCCGCAGGCCUCCCUCCCGUCGUACCACAGGCUGCAGCGGAUGCGGCCGGCGCGGACGCCGUUCGCGGGCCUGCAGUCCGUAUUCCGGGUCGAGGCGCCGGCGUCGCGCAACACGCCCGAGAUAUCGCAGCAGCUGCAGCCGCCCGUGUCGACGCACACCGAGCUCGAGAGGGGCGGCGGCUGCAAGAUCAGGGGCCCCAACCAAACUGGCGAUGAAGACGACGACGAUGAUAAUGAUAAUGAUAAUGAUAACGACGGCAACUCCCCCGUCAACAACCCCGACCCCUUAGCACAACUCUCAGGCUCCCCCUACUUCCCGGACCCGGCGGCGGCGGCCGCCGCCGCGGCGCUCAACCACCCCGGCGCGGCGCCCGGCGACCCGAUCAACCCGUGGAUCAUGCUCGCCAACGCCGUCUUCGCCGAGCCCUCGGCGGGCCUCGAGUCGGUGCGCAGCGCCGCUGCCGCGUCCGGCUUCGGCGUCGUCAAGUCGCGCUCGGCCCGGCGCAACCAGACGGUGCGCCAGCGCGCCGCGGGCGAGCGGGGCGAGGUGUACCGCAUCGACCUCGAGUGCACCUCGGCCUCGCCGCGCGACGGCAAGCGCACCAGCACCAGCACGGGCACCCGCACCAGCCGCCGCCGCCGCGGCUGCAGGUGGACGGCGACGCUGGUGCAAAAGGUGAUUCGGUCCGACGAGAUCGGCGGCGUCGACCGGAAGUUCUGGCGCUUCGAGCAGAAGCCCCGCGCACACGUGCACAACCACCCGCUCGCCGCCAACGCGGCCGAGAUCCCCGUCAACAGGCGCCGUCACGUUGAGCUCGCGCGCGACCAGAUCUUUGCCCUCAAGGGCCAGCCAAAGGCCACGCCCCAGCGCAUCGCCGACUACGUCAACAAGCACAAUCCGGGCUUCGCCAUCACGGCGAACGACAUCAAGAACCUCUUUUACAAGGAGACGCGCAUCCAGAGGCAGCAGCAGCAGCAGCAGCAGAGGGAAGCCGAGGGCUCGGCGACCGCCGAGUAGCCUAUGGUGGCGGUCUUUAUAUAUCUUUUAUUUUCCUCGUCACUUGCACCAUAUUUAGCGCGUAAAAUUACCCUUGUAGAUUUAUAUCGUGAUAUCCUAGCCAUGACUACCCGACAAAAGAGAAGAAAUGACCGGAAAAAAAAGUGCCGUCGCGGAUUUUGCCCCAAGUCCGGUGGCUUUUGGUGCAAUAAUUAUAUACAAGGCGAAUGCAAGUGCGUCGGGGCUCUCAACAGCAGGGAGAGAGAGAGAGAGAGAGAGAGAGAGAGUGAGAGAGAGAG
Molecule: messenger RNA, 1694 nt
Organism: Gaeumannomyces tritici R3-111a-1
Lineage: Eukaryota; Fungi; Ascomycota; Sordariomycetes; Magnaporthales; Magnaporthaceae
Exons: 1
Coding region: 55-1416 (453 amino acids)
Source: RefSeq, a predicted model, not a curated record